Molecule: messenger RNA, 507 nt
Organism: Argiope bruennichi
Lineage: Eukaryota; Metazoa; Arthropoda; Arachnida; Araneae; Araneidae
Product: histidine-rich glycoprotein-like
Exons: 3
Coding region: 58-507 (149 amino acids)
Cellular component (GO): chitin-based extracellular matrix
Molecular function (GO): structural constituent of chitin-based larval cuticle
Source: RefSeq, a predicted model, not a curated record
UCAAAGAAAUAUUGGAAUUCAGACGUUAUUUGUGGAAACCAAAUUUGUAAAAGAAUCAUGAUAGCAAAGGUUUUAUUUGCAGCAGCUUUGUGUGCAGCUGCCUACGCAAGUCAUCAUGAUCAUCAUGAGCACCACCAUCAUCAUCCUCAACCCUAUAAAUUUGGAUACGAAAUCAAAGACCACCAUGGAUCUCAACACAGACACGAACACGGUGAUGGUCAUGGACACGUUCAGGGAAGCUAUGGCUUCACUGAUCAUCGAGGCAUCCACAGAGAAGUUCAUUACGUGGCUGACAAGCAGGGAUUCAGAGCCACUGUGAAGACUAACGAACCAGGAACCGCCAAUCAGGAUCCCGCUCACGUUAAGGUCCAUUCUGAUGCUCAUCAUGCUCACCAUCACCAUGAGCCCCAUCAUCAUGGACAUCAUCACCAAGAGCAUCAUCAUCAUGGCCAUCAUCACCACGGACAUGCCAAAGUGUAUCAUCAUCAAGGACACCAUCAUGGUUAA